GUCGGAGGAAGGAGGAGGAAGAAGUGGGCUCUAGAAAGUUUCCAUUUUGGCUGAGCAACCGCUGAAGACACCCCCCCCCCCCCGCUGGAUCGUUGUUCCGUCUUUUCUGUCACUUGCUUCCUAGUUCCAACGUCACCAAGUGAGGUGGUCUCUGUGUGGCAAACGCUCUGCUUAUAUCCGGGAGCGGCUGAGGGAAAAGGAUGGCUGCUGAGAGCCGGGAGGAACAAGAUGGUGAAUUGAAUGUUCUUGAUGAUAUCUUGACUGAUGCACCUGGUCAUGAUGAUGACUUGUAUAACCCUGAGAGUGAGCAAGAUAAAAGUGAAAAGAAGGGAUCUAAAAGGAAAAAUGAGGGGAUGGAAGUAGCUGAAACUAAAAAACAAAAACCAUCUGCACAUUCCUCAAGGCAAAUGUUACCCAAACUUCCAAGUUCUAUUGGCAACAACAAAAGAAUUGGGAGCACAAAAGGAAAGCCAGUAUUGGAAUACAAGAGUGAGGGCUAUCGAAGGUCUGACAGAAGUAAACCUUCAGAUGGGUGUAUCCCUAACAAUGGUGAUAGAAAGAUACGUAUGACAAGCAGCUCCUCCAGUGAUCCCUAUGAGGGACAGCCUGAAAAGGCAUGUAUGAGGAAAAGGGAUGUUGACAGAAGGGCUAAGUCUUCUACACCAGAUGCUUCUGUAAGACUAAAGCAUGAUGUGGAUAGAUGGCCAAACAAGUCGAGCCACUCUUCAAAAGAAGAAAUAAAUUCUGAGGACUAUGGUUCAGACCGUGAAACAGGUAGUAGUGGUUCCUCUGAUCCAGGAAAUACUGAAAAUGAAGAAGAGGAAGAGGAGGAGGAAGGAAUGGAGGAGGAAGAUGAGGAAGACAAAGAGGAAGUUGAUGGAGAGGAACAAGAGGAAGUAGAAGAUGGAGAUGAUGAGGAAGAAGAGUAUGAUCGAGAUGAAAGAGAGCAGAAGGAGGGAAAUGAUUAUGAUAUGCGAAGUGAAGCUAGUGAUUCUGAUUCUGGAUCUGCAUCCUUUACUGAUGGGUCAGUCAAAACUGGUUCAGGCUCAGAUAUAUCAGAUGAGAAAAAGAAGGCCAGGAAAAGAGCUAGAGGCAUCUCUCCAAUUGUUUUUGAUAGAAGUGGAAGCUCUACAUCAGUGUCAUAUGCAGGUUCAGAAAAGAAGCAUGAGAAAUUAUCAUCUUCCGUUUGUGCUGUCCAAAAAGACCAAACUAGCAAACUUAAAUAUAUUCUCUGAGAUGCACGAUUUUUUCUUAUAAAAAGUAACAACCAUGAAAAUGUAUCACUUGCCAAAGCUAAGGGUGUUUGGUCAACCCUUCCAGUCAACGAGAAAAAGCUCAAUGCUGCCUUCAGAUCAGCAAGAAGUGUGAUCUUGAUAUUUUCUGUAAGAGACAGUGGAAAAUUCCAAGGAUUUGCAAGGCUUGCUUCUGAAUCUCAUCAUGGAGAGUCUCCCAUACAUUGGGUGCUACCUGCAGGAAUGAAUGCAAAAAUGCUGGGAGGCGUAUUUAAGAUAGAUUGGAUAUGCAGGUGUGAAUUGCCAUUAACAAAAUCUGCUCACCUGACCAAUCCUUGGAAUGAACAUAAGCCAGUAAAGAUUGGACGUGAUGGACAGGAAAUUGAGCUUGAAUGUGGAACCCAUCUUUGUCUCUUAUUCCCUACUGAUGAAAGUAUUGACUUGUAUCAAUUCAUUCAUAAAAUGCGUCAUAAGAGAAGAAUGCACUCUCAGUCCCAGUUAAGAGGUCGUCCAUCCCAUCGAGAGCCAGUUAGAGAUGUGGGAAGGCAUCGACCAGAGGAUUAUGAUAUUCAUAACAGCAAAAAGAAAGCAAGGACUGAUUAUCCCCCUGAGUUUCACCAAACACCAGGUUAA
Pseudonaja textilis is the source of this 1865-nucleotide messenger RNA. NCBI's taxonomy places the organism in Eukaryota, Metazoa, Chordata, Lepidosauria, Squamata, Elapidae. The record is from RefSeq and is a predicted model, not a curated record.